Molecule: messenger RNA, 2880 nt
Organism: Pocillopora meandrina
Lineage: Eukaryota; Metazoa; Cnidaria; Anthozoa; Scleractinia; Pocilloporidae
Source: the annotation of a GenBank genome assembly
CUCAUAUUUUCCAUUCGGGCGUCGAGCUGUCUUGUGCGAUUAUUUCACCUUUUUUCUCGUGAGGAAGGUGAUUUACCAAAGAUGGCUAAAGCUCUAACGUUGGCCAAAAAUUUAGAGAAGGAGUUGGAAUGCGCUGUGUGCUUGGAGCAGUUUAAAGAUCCCAAAGUUCUUCCGUGUCUUCAUUCCUUCUGCAAAAUAUGUCUGGAGGGGCUGGUCGAUAGAAAAAGAAACGCUUGGAAGUUGAUUUGUCCUUCUUGUCGAAUUAGUGUAGAGGUUAGUUUAUGAAUGUGAUGUAUCAUUCCUUACCAUCGUGAUGUGAAACCGUUGAGUGUUCGCCACACCGCUACAGGGUCUUUGUAGAACUGUACGUACAUGUGCACAUUGGAGUAAUGAAAGGGUAGGUUUGAAUUUACGCUACACAAGUAUUCUUUGAAGAUUAAAGGAUUUGUGAAACAAAAAUUAAGUUAAGGCUUGAUGUAGCUGCGUUUUCGCAAAUUUUGUACAGAAAAUGUGAUUUUUCAGAGGAUGCUCGAAUUCGCUUUUCGGCCGCCAUCGCGUUACUGAAAUGUAUCUCUAUUUUACGAAAAAUAAAGGGGUUUCAACGACGCUUUUGAAUAAAAGGGAGACUUAGAAACUAUUUUCCCCCAAACUCUUAUUGCUAAUAUGCAAUUUUCAAGAGAUUUGAGCAAGAUUUUCAUUUCGCUAUCCCUUAAUUAUCUGAUAGAAAAUUAAUCAGAUUAAGUUACCCAUGCAGUCGCUUCUAGUUACAGCGUCAUAUGCGUACCCUUGGCGUGUACUUUGAUAGAGCACAACUACUUUAUUCAAUCGCAACCGUUGGUCUAAUGAUUUGAAUGAUUUCAUUGGUAAAUGAGGUAAGAACUGUAAAACAAACUGAAUGUUAGAGAAAUGCAUGAAGACCUGUGAACUGGCUCUGUGAACCAGCGUAGAGACCAGAAGAUGUAAUAAGAAAGACAAGGAGUUUGAUUUAGAAUUCGUACAAGCCUUACCCCUGUCUCUGUACAUAUACACUUAUUAGUUGAGAAAAACAUUUCAACAGCAGAUUUUGACAUCACAUUCUUGCUUCUGUUUUAUUUCACCCAGCUUCCCGAGGGAAAAGUUGAUUCCCUGCCAGUUAAUUUCUUCCUCAACAAUUUAAUGUCCCUGGUCUCACUUCAUGAAGAUUCAGGAAGUUGUAAGCUGGAAUGUGAUAUUUGUGAUAGUGGAGACCCUCCUGUCAACAGAUGUAACACAUGCAGCCACUUUCUUUGUGAGUUUUGCACCCAAGCACAUCAGCGAGGACGUAACUCAAGGACACACUGUCUGGUGUCACUUGAGGAAGCCAAAGAUAUGGGAUCUGUAGCUUUAACAAAACCCAGUAUCUGUAAGGAACAUGAAGGAGAGUUGUUGAAGCUGUUUUGUGAAACAUGUGAUGAAGCUAUCUGUAGAGACUGUACUAUUGUGAAGCAUCGUGAACACAAGUAUACCUUUGUCAAAGAUGCUUUUGUAGAGAAAAAGGAAAGUGUGUUGAAAAUUCUCUUACAGACGAAAGGAAAAGCAGUGUUACUAAAGGAGGCAAUUGAUAGAGUCUCAGAGAUGAGGAGAAGUGUUGAAUUGCAUGCAGAACAGACUGUUCAAGAAGUGACCAAUACUUUUCAGAAACAAAUAGCCUGUCUGAAUGCUCGCUGUGAGGAAUUAAUUCAUGGUGUGCAAGAGCUGAAAAAGGCCAAACAGAAGUCACUAGAAGUCCAGCAAGAGGAACUAGAAUCAGCCUUAUGCAGUGUACAAAGCAGUGUGGAAUUCACAGAGAAAGCUCUGGAAAAUGGCAGCAAAGUGGAAAUUUUGAACAUGCGCAAAAAAAUGUCCAACCGAUUACAGGAACUAAAUUCUGAAAUAUGGUGUCUAGAGCCAUGUGCACACGAUGGCUUUAGGUUUCAUGCUGAUGAACAACUUCACCAAGUGUUAACCAGCUAUGGAACCAUCACCGAUCUCUGUACAGACGCUGGUACAUCAACAGUCACUAUGGGGCAUGGUUUAGAGGAUGUGAUGUAUGAUACAAUCAUCAAGCAACCAGUUGAAUUCACAGUUACUGCGAAAGAGAAGAAUGGAGAGAAACGAAGAAAAGGUGGUGACAAAUGUGAAAUAAAAAUUUGUGUACCAAAAGGCAAAACUAGAUUUAAUGAUGUGGCUCAGUUUCCAGCUAAAGAUGUUGGCAAUGGAACUUACAGCUUCAACUUUACUCCAAACCAAAAGGAUGUGCAGUACCAGUUGUCAGUGAAAUUGAAUGGUUGUCAAGUUAAAGGUAGUCCUUGCAUCUGGCCCACCGAAAAAUGGCUACUCUUCACAGAAAAACAUGAAGCUUCCUUCAUUCAGUUGGACAAAAAUUCAAGGGUGGCAACUUAUGUGGCAUUUGAGGAAAAUGAUCUAGACGAUUAUGAAGACACAGAUGAAGAAUCAGAUGAAUACCUAGAUGAAGAAACUGUUGUAAAAGCAAUGAAAACCUUUUUAAAAAACCGACAUACUGUCUUCUCAGAUAAAUAUGCAGAUGAUGGUACAGAUGAAGGUACAGAUGAAGGUACAGAUGAAGGUACAGAUGAAGGUACAGAUGAAGACACUGAUGAAGACACAGACCCAGAUGAAGACUUGACUGAAAGACUCACAGUCUUUGGUACUUCUUCAUUUAAAGUUGGAAAGCAUUCAUGGAAAGCCAAAAUAUCUGGUGAAGUUUCUAAUGGAUUUUCCUUUGGUGUUGGUGUCAGCAAGGAAAUGAGGUGCCCUUGUAAGGACCAGUGGAUGUGGGAGGCAGGAGAAAAGUACCACCCCUUAUACACUGAGAAAAGUACAAUUAAAAAAUGUAAAAGUGGUGACAUCAUUGAAUUUUAU